Molecule: messenger RNA, 2388 nt
Organism: Cuscuta campestris
Lineage: Eukaryota; Viridiplantae; Streptophyta; Magnoliopsida; Solanales; Convolvulaceae
Source: the annotation of a GenBank genome assembly
CGAGAGAGUCUCUCGGGAGGCUGGAUUAGCCACAAGUUGUGGUGAACCAGGGUAAAAUCGGUGUGCCUCUUUCUUUUCUCUUUACUUCUCGUUUAUUCAUUUUUAUUCCUGCGAUUUCUUGAUCAAACGCUAUUCACCCCCCCUCUAGCGUUGUUCUAUUAUUCUAACAAUUGGUAUCAGAGCCUAACUCGCGUCCAAACUUAACCGUUUGAGAGUAAAGCGAUCAUGGGCUCUUCUUCUAGAAAUCUCUAUGCAAGAAUUGGAGAAGGUCAAUCAACCUCUAGGCCACCACUUUUUGAUGGCACCAACUACUCUUAUUGGAAGGAAUGGAUGAGAAUCUAUAUUCGUUCCACCAACUUCCAAUUGUGGUUGGUGAUCAAAAAUGGCGAAGAAAUCCCUAUGAAGAAAGUGGGAGAAACCACGCUCCCAAAGACCGAAAACGAAUUCGAUGCCGAUGAUAUCAAGAAGAUUGAAAACUAUGCAAAGGCCAUCAACAUGCUAUAUUGCACGGUCAACCCCGAUGACUACCGAAAGAUCUCCUGCUGCACAGCCGCCAAGGAGAUGUGGGACAAGCUUGAAGUGACGUACGAAGGUAGCGAUCAAGUUCGUGAAGCCAAGAUCGAUUUUCUCACCCAAGAGUACGAAAUGUUCCGAAUGAAAGAAGGUGAGAAAAUCGAUGACAUGUUCGAUCGGUUCUCAAAGAUCAUCAACGAUCUUCAUGCUCUCAAAAAAACUUACACCAACAAGGAUCUUGUGAGGAAAAUCCUGCGGAGUCUCACACCCGAAUGGAGGUCAAAAGCCGAUGCAAUCUACGAAUCCAUCGGAGUCUCCAACGUCACCAUCGACGGGCUAAGAGGAAACGGAGAAGGUCAAUCAACCUCUAGGCCACCGCUGUUUGAUGGCACCAACUACACAUAUUGGAAAGAGCGGAUGAGAAUCUAUAUCCGCUCAACCAACUUCCAGUUGUGGUUGGUCAUCAAAAAUGGCGAAGAAACGCCAAUGAAGAAGGUCAGUGAAAAACUCGUCCCAAAGACCGAGGACGAAUUUGAUGCCGAGGACAUUAAAAAGGUGGAGAACUACGCCAAGGCAAUCAACAUGCUAUACUACGCGGUCAACCCAGAUGAUUAUCGCAAGAUCUCUUGCUGCACCACUGCCAAAGAAAUGUGGGACAAGCUGGAGGUCACAUAUGAAAGUACGGACCAAGUUCGGGAAGCCAAAAUUGACUUCCUAACACAAGAGUACGAGAUGUUCAGAAUGAAGGAAGGCGAAAAGAUCGAUGACAUGUUCGAUCGGUUCUCAAAGAUCAUCAACGACCUUCACGCUCUCAAGAAGACGUACACCAACAAGGAUCUCAAGAAGGGAAUAGCACUGAAAGUAACCAAGGAGAUCGUGGAAGAAGACUCAAGCGAUGAUGACAACGAGUUCGGACUCGUCAUCAAGAAAUUCCACAAAUUUAUGAAGAAGGAAUUUGUGCGCAAAGGAAGAAAGCACGACGGUCCCCCGAAGUGCUAUGGCUGUGGCGAGAUAGGCCACAUCAAGCUAAGGUGUCCAAAAGGUAAAAGCGGCAAGGACAAACCUGGCUUCAAAAAACAACGUGCCUAUAUCUCAUGGGGUGGUGACUCCGUCGACGAGUCAACUGAUCAAGAAGAGGAGGAAUCCGCCAACCUCUGUCUCAUGGCGCACGAAGACCACGCCGACGAAAUGCAAGAGGCCUAUAGAGUCUUCAAUAAACGUACCUUGGCUAUUGAGGAGUCCCCUCACGUUGUAUUUUCCGAAGAUAAUCCUCGCUUGGCGAGAAAGGAUAUUUGUGAUGAUCUUGCAGAUUCAUUAGAGAGAAUACACGUUGAUGACGAUGAAGAGAACACGGGAAUAUACACCAACACGCAGCCGCAAACUGAGGAGAUACCUCAAGCGACUAACCAAGAUGACUAUGACCAAUCUAGGCCUAUGUAUGACAAUCAACCUGAUCCACUCGUCGAGGAAAUAAUAAGAUUAGAACAGAAAAUCUUCUAUUUCGACGAACUUUUAUUCGCUGAAGGCUCUUGGUACGAACCACCUUACUCCCGUGACUACACUUUGUUUGCUGAAGAACAAAUCGAAGCAAACAAGGUGGCAAUUCGAGAAAGAGCAAAACUUCUUGAAUCGGUCCGAAAGGAAAAGGAGUUCGAAAGAAGAUUAUGCGAAGGAUUAGAUAUGAUGCAGAAAAUGCUGGAUGACUUCCAAAGAGAGAGACUAGAAGCUGAGGCUAAAGCUGAUAAAUUAGUCAAUGAUCUCUGUAAGGCUAUUGAGCUUAAACGCUCCCUCCAAUCUCAAGAUCAAAUGAGGGAGAUUAAUGCUCAAAAAGAGGCUCUAGAACCUAAGACCAACCCUAAACCAUCCAACCAUCAG